Messenger RNA from Neogale vison (American mink), 2458 nucleotides. RefSeq names its product ethanolamine kinase 2 (gene ETNK2). The record is from RefSeq and is a predicted model, not a curated record. Bases 168 to 1328 code for a protein of 386 amino acids. Gene Ontology annotation, cellular component: cytoplasm. Gene Ontology annotation, molecular function: ethanolamine kinase activity. Lineage: Eukaryota; Metazoa; Chordata; Mammalia; Carnivora; Mustelidae. The transcript has 8 exons. Gene Ontology annotation, biological process: phosphatidylethanolamine biosynthetic process.
GGCCACGGCGUUCCCGGGUCGGCUUCGGGCGCCGAUCGGAGCGGGCAGCGGGCUCCUGAGUCAUGGACUUCCCCUGGCCCCUCCUCUACCACUCCCACCGCCGCGCCGGGCCCCCCCGCAGGGGCUAGCGCUCGCGCGGCGGCUCCGAGGGGGUGGGGCUGCUGGGAAUGGCUGUGCCCCCUUCGGCUCCUCUGCCGUGCUCGCCCUUUUACCUGAGGCGGCAGGCGCCGUGCCCGCAGUGCUCAUGGGGCAUGGAGGAGAAGGCGGCGGCCAGCACGGGCUGCCGGGAGUCGCCAGGCGCCCCGAGGGCCGCCGCCGUCCCUUGCUUCGGCAUAUCCGUGGACCAGGACGACAUCCUCCCGGGCGCCCUGCGCCUCAUCCAGGAGCUGCGGCCGCAUUGGAAGCCCGAGCAAGUUCGGACCAAGCGCUUCACUGAUGGCAUCACCAACAAGCUGGUGGCCUGCUACGUGGAGGAGGACAUGCGGGACUGCGUGCUGGUCCGGGUGUACGGGGAGCGCACUGAGCUGCUGGUGGACCGGGAGAAUGAGGUCAGGAAUUUCCAGCUGCUGCGAGCACAUGGCUGCGCCCCCAAACUCUACUGCACCUUCCAGAAUGGGCUGUGCUAUGAGUACAUGAGGGGCAUGGCCCUGGGACCCGAGCACAUCCGGGAGCCCCGGCUCUUCAGGCUAAUCGCCCUAGAAAUGGCAAAGAUUCACACCAUCCACGCCAACGGCAGCCUGCCCAAGCCCACCCUCUGGCACAAGAUGCACAAUUAUUUCACCCUUGUGAAGAACGAGAUCAACCCCAGCCUUUCCGUAGAUGUCCCCAAGGUGGAGGUAUUGGAGCAGGAGCUGUCCUGGCUGAAGGAACACCUGUCGCAGCUGGACUCCCCGGUGGUGUUCUGUCACAACGACCUGCUUUGCAAGAAUAUCAUCUACGACAGCACCCAAGGCCACGUUCGGUUCAUUGACUAUGAGUACGCCGGUUACAACUACCAAGCUUUUGACAUUGGCAACCAUUUCAACGAGUUUGCAGGUGUGAAUGAGGUGGAUUACUGCCGCUACCCCGGCCGGGAGACCCAGCUGCAGUGGCUACACUACUACCUACAGGCACAGAAGGGCAUGGCUGUGACCCCCAGGGAGGUGGAGAGGCUCUACGUGCAAGUCAACAAGUUCGCCUUGGCAUCUCACUUCUUCUGGGCACUCUGGGCCCUCAUCCAGAACCAGUUCUCCACCAUCGACUUUGACUUCCUCAGGUACGCAGUGAUCCGGUUCCAUCAGUACUUCAAGGUGAAGCCUCAAGUGUCAGCCUUGGAGAUGCCAAAGUGACCAGCUUCCCCAUCUCUCCCUUACCCACCUGCCCGGCCAGACCCGUUCUCCGGGGCUCAGUCCUGCUCUGGGGUCCGCCCCCUUGGACAAGGUGGGAGAGGGGACAGGUGGGUGUCCAGGGAGAAGGCCCCACCCCUGCUGCCAGCCCCCGCCCUCACCCCAUGGAUAUUGCUGGAGACCACGUUCUUUUGUUUGGAGGGGCUGAUAGGACCCAGCUCUGGGGGUCCCCUUCAUGCCAGAUUUGGGGGUGGGGAAGUGCCUGCAGUCAGCCAGGGCCUGGACCACAACCACCCCUGGGAAGUCCGGUAUUCCUGGCCUCAGGCCACGCUGGAAUCGGGGCUGCCUUAGAUGUGUCUUCGACCUUCCUGGCUUGGGGAAAGGGGGAGGCGGGAGGGCUCCUUUCUACCUCCAGUGCCCUGAGCCUCCAGCCCAUCUCCCCCUGCACGCCCCACGUGGGAGGUGCUGAUGAGCCCAAACCAGCAUCAUGCCAACUCUGACAGAUGGAUGUAUAUAUCUGGGGGGAAUGAUCUAGAACUAGGGUUAACGGCUCCCCUAAAGCCGCCUCAUCCGAGAUCCCCUCCCUUUCUCCAAGCCAGAUCCAAUCAAACCACCCCUUCCCAAACCUCUGCCCCAGGACCUGUGUUCCCCUCCCCUCCCCUUUUUGCUCUGUGCUUGUGUUCUGUCGCUCUGCCACCUGCUGGGAGGGAAGGCAAGGGAGUGGUGCCCUCCUGGGCCUCCAGAGCCCAGCUCUGCUUUGUGCUUGGCUCGAGUAGGGUGGCCACCGUGGCCAGCAGCUUCCCACCUCGUUCCCUUCCCUGCCCCCCAGGCCCUCGUUUCCAAGGAUCUGUCUCUCCCUCUUCACCUUUUGUCCUGAAGUUGGCCCAAAGAUUUCCCGCUAGGAAAUGAGUAGUGGGAGUCAAGGGGGCCGGGCUAGGGACUUUGGGGUUCGCUGGGCGGCCAAGAGCCUGGGUGGGAUGGGUCAUGAAGGUGCUGAGCUGCCGGUCCUGGUCCCCGACUCUCUCGACGGCCUCCACCUCCUCUCUGCCCUCACAGCCUCCAGGCUCUGGCCUAGAAAAGUGAUUCAUUUGUAAAUUAUCAUGGUUUUCUGCAUUAAAAUGGCCAUUUCUGGA